Haliotis rufescens (red abalone) is the source of this 1752-nucleotide messenger RNA. RefSeq names its product roundabout homolog 2-like. The transcript is spliced from 13 exons. Lineage: Eukaryota; Metazoa; Mollusca; Gastropoda; Lepetellida; Haliotidae. The record is from RefSeq and is a predicted model, not a curated record. The coding region runs from base 64 to 1683 and encodes 539 amino acids.
GUCUUAUCGCGACACCUGGCGAGGAACACGGACUGGUUCACAGACCAGACAAAGGUGGUCAGCAUGAAUGGAUGUUCAGUGAUCGCGUCUCUGACACUGAUAGCGGGGCUCCUAGACGUGGCUCUAGGGGGAGCCCGUUGCUUUCAGUGUCACGGAAUAGAGAACCCGCAAGACUGCAACACUGUUCGCGAAUGCCCUGGUGAUAUGCAUUGCCAUACCAGGAAAUAUUUCCACACAGAGACUGGCCGCUACUUAUAUGAUCUGGACUGCAAGGCGAAAACGCUGUGUGACAGUAUUGGCAGUCUGAGUGACGCUCCGGACCCAAUGUUUGAAAUAGAGUUCUGGACAUCAUGUUGUUAUGACAACUUCUGCAACAUCAACUUUGAUAACCAUGGCAAUCUCCUGCCUCCUGCAUUAAGGGUGAUGGUGUGCUACAACUGUCUGGGUAUCGCUGAUCCAGCGGACUGCCAUCACACGACCAAGUGUUCCGUGGGUGAAGUGUGCCAAACACACGAGAAGAUCAGCGACGUUGGGGGAGUGACCUUUGACAUGGGCUGUCUUCCACGACAGGUAUGUGAGGCGAUUGGACAUCACUUACCAUUUGGUCGACGCCACGUGGUGAAGCGCUACGAGUUGUGUCGGGGUUGCUGUGACGAGCGGAGCAACUGUAACAAUGAAUUCUGUUCUAUGAAGAAAGGGAUAACGAACAUGACAGCUAUUGGCACGCCUGUCGUCCCCGGCCAAACAGUAGGUCCUACAACGUCAACGAUAACUACACCAUCAACAACUACUACAACUUCUACGACUACAACUAGGCCUACUACAACGGGAGUCUACGACAAAUAUAAGCUGGUCGUCCGACCGGACCAUCAAACUGUGGUUGUGGGAUCCACUGCUAUCUACAACUGCAAGUUCAACCCUGAGACAAAUGAAACAAUGUCAAUGACCUGGUCCUUUACGAACCUGAGUGGAAAUGUUCAACACAUCUACACUAACGACGUCCAACCCCCGGAGCUCACCUUCCACGUGAAGUCAGUGGAGGCCACGGACGAAGGAUCAUACACGUGCGAGGCAAAAUUCGGAAGCCACUCCUGGUCCGCUUCAGGAAACCUAUCUGCAAUUGCUGGAAAUCUGGAGAUCAUUCAAGGCCCUUUGUCACAAACUGUACAAGCAGGACGGAGAGUGACAUUUAGCUGCACCGUCAGCGGUAACCCAACGCCCUCCAUCAUAUGGCAGUUUGUGCACGGGACGUCCCACAGCAACAUCACCGACGGCGUUACGACGACUCCGACAGGCAGUCAGAUGGUCAUAGAUGCCGUAGCUAAAGGGGAUGAAGGCGUUUACAAGUGCCUCUCAAGUAACUUAGUGGGUUCCAAGGAAUCACUGGCUGUGCUGACGGUGGAGGAUAUACCGACUAUAGUGCAGGCCCCUCGGGAUCAGCAGGUCAAGCUCCACGACGCGGUGGCGCUGAGAUGUGUUGUUACGGGAACACCUAAACCAAGAGUUCAGUGGACGUUUUCCUCGCCAACAGGCUCCACCUUUAUUCCCCCUGGGACAGUAAUAAAUAUCGAUGACUCCAUUGAUAUUCCUCAAAUGACAAACAGCCACGUGGGGACAUGGACAUGUCUGGCAACCAACUUGCUGGGGCAAGUUGCCGCUUCUGCUGCCCUGAGUCUUGUCUGAACGACCUCCUAGGCUGAGAUCAAACAACGACGCCAGUACUGUAAUUUAUUAAAUACUUUUCAAACUGUU